Molecule: messenger RNA, 5000 nt
Organism: Danio aesculapii
Lineage: Eukaryota; Metazoa; Chordata; Actinopteri; Cypriniformes; Danionidae
Product: nephrocystin-4-like
Exons: 29
Coding region: 429-4682 (1417 amino acids)
Biological process (GO): negative regulation of canonical Wnt signaling pathway; protein localization to ciliary transition zone
Cellular component (GO): ciliary transition zone; cytoskeleton; ciliary base
Source: RefSeq, a predicted model, not a curated record
UGACAGACGCUAUGGCAACCAGUACAGAGGGAAUCUCUUCUGACAAGUACAGUAACGUUAGCUAAACAAUGUAUUUUGAGUAUGCAAGUAACAUCGUAGUUAACGCCAUUGCUCUAAAAUUACCCUAGUUGACUGCGACUGGAGCGUUAGUAGAAGAAAAGAAAAACAAUGAGAACAGCUGCUGUUCACUCUGAUGAAUGAACCCGGGUCUCUCGGGUGAUUUAGCGUUUAGUUUUAUUAGUCCAGCAUUUGAACUGAAUUAAGUACCGUUAACAUGAGCUUCACCUUGGCCGUGGAAAUGAUUUAACAGCCCGUGAAGCUUUAAGGCGUUCUGGGGAUGUUUGCCAGGAUCAUUAACGCUCAGUGACCGACAGAAAGCUUAUCCCUGGUAGAUUAAUAGUAACGUAAGUUAUUGAGGAAAACUUCUGAUGUCUGAGUGGAGAAACGCUUUCCUGAGGAACCGCGUGAUUCCGCCGCACAGUCAGACUGCUCGACAAGCGCCAGGAUCUGCUCAGGGUCUGCAGCUGCUCUUCAAACACCUCGAUGGACUUCACGUGACACAGUCUGAGUCGCCGCCAUCACUUCAGUAUCAGCUACGGGUGACCUUGUUUGACUCGGGUCACCAGCACUUCUUCGGGCGCACAUGGAAGAGCAGCUCACACUCUGUCAGUGGCUCACCGGGUCAGAGCUGUCGAGUGCUCUUCAAUGAGGUUGUGUACUUCCACACUUCCCUGUGUUUGAGCUCAGUGAUGGCAGUGGUGGAGCUGGUGUCUCUGUCUACCCGGGCUGACGGUUCCCAGGAAGCAGUGGGGUCAGGUUUUGGACUUCUCCAGCUUUUCACAGGUCACACAGACUCCAGCGUCUCUCAGGGGGAGGACAGGCUGAAUCUGUUCAAUGGAACCCCUAGAGCUCUCCUGCAUCCAACACUGAAAGACCCUCUGCAGUUGAAUGCCAUGGUGUCUGUGAUGGAGGGCACUCAGCUGAUCUACUCCAUACAGCCACAUCCAGCUCUCACUACUAUCAUGCACCUUCUCCCACCCAAUGUUUUAGUGUCUGGACAUGAGAAAAUCCCUGGUGUGGUGUCGUCCAUGGACACAGACACAGCAGAUGCGCUGCGGAAGCCUCGUCUGCUGAAGAGCUUCUCGUGUGUGUUGGAGGGCCUACGUGUGACACUCUUCCCCUCCGUGGAGGUCUUUGAGUCUGACCUGCUCCAGCUGCUCAACAGAGACUGCCAGAAUACAAAUAGGGGUGCAGAAAGAAGGUCAGUUGUGGUGCAGGAGCGCAGGCUGCUGGUUGGGGUUCAUAAUGGCUGGGGUUGGGUGGAGAAGCCUCAUGUUUUGGUGUUGGAAUGUGAUUCUGGAGGAACCGAAGCAGCCAAGGCUCGUGGAUCCAGCUUCAGGCAGACCUCCACAGACAAACUCAGUGAUGGACUGUCUCUUCGUGGCAGUGUGCAGCUGAAGCUGAUGAGGGACGUGGAUUUCAGCAUUGUCUUCCAGCUCCAGUAUGUUUUCUCAUGUCCACUGGCUGGUGAUGGGCAGUUGACAUCCACAGCUGUGCCCAGAGCAGCGUUUAUGCAGUGUGUGCGCUGGUGCGCCUGGAGUCUGUUUUGGGAUCCUGAGGGUCCCGGGGAAAACGUGUGCCUCAACCUGCAGGGCGACUCUUUCCCGAACCCUUGGGCUGUCAUGGUCUACACCGCAAGCACACAGCAGACAAAUUCUGGGAAAUGUGUCAUCAAGUUCAAGUUUUCAUCUAGUGCAGAAGGAGCUUCUAGCUGUGCGGCAUUGAAAGUGAGCCACCAGGAAACAUCAGCACCUAAGAAGUUACUUUCAGCUUCCCAAGAUGAAAGGAUCUUAGAGCCAACAGCUUCAGUGUUGCAGUCUUCACGUGGCCCAGCGCUGUCUCUCUCUCAGCUGGUUGCGACUUCACGCUACCCGACCAUGAGCCACACGACGGGGUCUCCAUGGCAACAGCAGCUCCCCUCUCUGCUCUCUCCCUCCCCGAUGGCAUCGGCCCACCAGCUGUCACAUGUCGAGCGUCCAGUUGUUGGCAGUAUUGCUCAUCUGGAGCUGAGCGUGCAGGAGAGAGUGGGAGACAGAAGUGAGGAAGAGGAUGAGAUGCAGGAGUUGACCUUCACCCCGGUGCACGCACCUGUCAUCACCCUCGGGACAAACGCUGCUGGCUCCUCCAGAUCGACCUCCCGGAGAUCUUUGGCACAGCUCUUCUCUGCUGGUUUUCCUCAGAUCCUGGACCAUCAGAACCAGGUGGCUGAGGUUCUGGAUCCUUCAGAGCCUGUGAACUUUAACCCCCAGAGAGAAGAAGCAGAUGCUCUGCAGGCAAACACACUCGUCCUGCAGUUCCUGGCCUUUACCAGGGUCCCUCAAGGUGGAGUAAAUUCAGACUGGCCGAGCUCUGUCCAUUUCACCUUCCAGCUUUAUCGCUUUCCUCCUGUCACCACCGAACGGCUGAAGCUGCUUGACCAGGAGAAGACCAGCAAGUUUAAAGGCAACUCUGAUUCCCCUUGUGUGCUCUCUCUGCUCAACAAAGAUGGCACACGUAGCUCUGGUUUUCCUGGUCUUCAGCUGCAGUAUCGAGUAGACCCACAAUUCCUAAAGCCAGGUGAACGAGGGUGGUUUCUGCGAUACCUGGCACUCCACUCCUUGCAGAUUGAUGUCUGGGACAGUGAAUCCUUAAUGCUGAUUGGCUCAGCUGCUGUGGAGCUGAAGCAUAUGCUACGCCAAGGCCGUCCGGCUGUACAGGUGAGCCAUGAGCUAGAAGUGAUCACUACUGAGUACAUGCAGGAUGCCAGCUUUACUAGCAGACAUGAGUGCAAACACAGCGCCACUUCAGCCAUCAGCGUCUACACUACUGUGAAAGGAAUUUUGCAUCUACGGCUUGGCAACAUUGGUGGCAGUGUGUGGAAUACUCAGAGUUCUCCAGCUGUUCCUCCGUCGUUCUCUCAUGUUCUCCAGCCCAGCGAUGGCCCUCAGGGUUUAGCAGGAGGAAGAGUGUCUGCUUUAACACUCCUCCAGCUUAACGCGAGCAAUGCCAGACGAGCCCGUCGGUUGCCAGAAAUCAACAGUGAACUGGCCAGACUCUUGCAAAGCAGCAUGAGGGAAGUGGGCGGAGCCGAAGAGAAGGAAGUGCGCCAGAGGAAGAUUGACAGAAUGGCAGCUGUCCGUCAACACGAGGAGCAGAAGGACAUGCCCCCUUUUCAGGACUACACAAACGCCACGAGUCACCGGGCAGAGCGAGUGCAGCAUUCGCGAGACCUGCGUGUGAUUGAGGCCUAUCGUGAGCGUUGUAAAACACAGGAGAUCACCAACAUGCUUUCUCAGGCAAUCACCACCAAACACACACUCUACGCCACCCUCGGUACGGCCGAGUUCUUCGAAUUUGUGCUCAAGAACCCAUUCAAUGUUCCUCAGACAGUCACCAUUGAAUGUGACGACCCAGAGCUCAGUGUACUGGUGAAGAGCGAAGAGUGGAGAUAUUUUAAGGAGUUGACGAAGACUCUGACUCCUCUAGAGGAGGAGAUGUUUCACCUGACGGAGAAAACAAUGACUCCUCAAGUUUACCUGCGGCCAAAAGAAAGCGUUUAUGUUCCCUUCAAGUACCAGACCUUUGUUUGUGGUCACAGCUUUCUUCUUCAGGACUCAAAAAGCUUAAAGAUUUCAAGAAGUCCACAGAUGGCUCAGAAACAUCUGUCCAAUACAAUCCAAGCCAAAUCCAUCAAGGUGUUGUUUCGUGGUGAGGACAGAAAGCCUCUGGCGAUCUGCCAGGUGGAUGUUGAACCAACGCCACAUGUGGUGGACCAGACCUUCCGCUUCUACCAGCCUGAGCUCACCUUCUUAAAGAAGGCCAUUCGCCUGCCUGCAGCCUGGGACGACACAGCAGAUGGAUCUGCCAGCCUCCAUGUGCACUGCAGUGACCCCAAUGUCAUCUGCCAUACCACCAGCCUGACUCCAGGAGAACCACAGGAUGUUUACCUGAAAGUACCUGGAAGCCCAAGUCCACAGAUUAGAAAGUUCUUCAUCACCAUUUUCACUGACCCCUGGCUGGCCUCCCCUGCGCAGAUCUGGCAGGUUUACGUGCAUUACUUGCAAAGGAUGGACCUGAGCUGUGUGUGUGGUGCUCUGAGCUGGCAUUCGCUGCUUCUGCGCGGCACACAAGCCAUUCGCAGGGUCAAGUGCUACACGUCGCAUCCCCUCGAGCUCCAGGUGGAUCCAGCUGAAGUUUUCGCUCUGCCGGCUCAGGGAGUUCAGGAUAUUCGUGUGGGCCUGAGGGCUCUGAGGCCUGGAAGUCGCUUCUUUUACCUCAGUGUUGUUGAUGUGGACACGCGGCAGCUUGUGGACUCCUGGCUGCUGUGCAUAACAUGCCGACAGCCUGUAAUCUCCAAGGCAUUCGAAAUCAGCGUUCCUGUAGAAGGAGGGAAGGGCAGCAAUAAAAAAAUCAGUUUCACAAACCCCUACUCGUCCUCCAGAGUCUUCAAUCUGCGCACAGACCGCCCGGACCUGCUACACUUUAAAGAGGAGCAGUUUCAGAUUGGAGGAGGAGAGCUCUACACCAUCGGCCUGCGCUUUGCUCCGAGUCAGAAUCCCGGCAUGGAGGAGAUUCUCAUCUUUAUUAAUGACAAACAGGAUAAGAAUGAGGACACUUACUGUAUUCGAGUCCAGUACAGAUAACACAACACCAUCACAUAACAAACUGACACAUCAAUAAGCAUUCUGACACAUCAUGCACAUGUAUUUUUGCUAAUAUUAUAAGUUUAUACAAACAACACGUUUUGAAAUACAGAUCAAACAUAUAUUUAAUAUAUAAAUGCAAGCAAUGAGCGAGAUUCAAGAAAUAGUUUACCCAAAAAUUGUAUUUUCUUCAUCAUUAUCUCACCCUCAAGUGGAUUUUUCUGUUGAACACAGCGGAAGUGCAUUUGAUGAAUGUUGGAAACCAACAUUGACAUCCUUAGUAGGAAUAUUAAAUGCUGUGGAAGUCAAUGGUUUCAA